AUGAAUUUUUCUUUUAUUGUAGUGUCACCGCUACGUACUACAAACAUUCUCAUCAAUGCUAGAUGGGCUCAAAACGGUAUCACGGUGGCUGGUGGAAAUGGAGGAGGUAAUGAACUCAAUCAGCUCUUGGGUUCAGAAGGUUUGUACAUUGCUAAUGAUCAGACUGCUUAUAUUGCUGACUACAAUAAUCAUCGUAUUAUGGAAUGGAAGUAUGGUGCGACUAAUGGAAAGGUGAUUGCUGGUGGAAAUGGUCAAGGAAGUCGCGCCGACCAAAUGAGUUCACCAUCCGAUGUGAUUAUCGAUAAAGCAAGCGAUAGUCUCAUCAUUUGUGACAAAACGAACCGACGAGUGGUACGAUGGCCACGUCAAGGUGGUCUCAGUGGAGAAACAAUUAUAUCAAAUAUCGAUUGUUGGGGUGUGACGAUGGACCAUGAUGGAUCUCUGUAUGUCUGCGACCACCAUAAGUGUGAAGUAAGACGGUGGCGAAUUGGAGAGACUCAUGGGACAGUGGUUGCAGGUGGUAAUGGACGAGGCGAACAUCUCGAUCAGUUGAAUUCUCCACUUUAUGUAUUCGUGGAUUAUUAUCGCACAGUAUAUGUAUCAGAUAGUGAAAAUCAUCGUGUGAUGAAAUGGUUGGAGGGCGCAAGGGAGGGGAUUGUUGUGGCUGGUGGAAGAGGCCGUGGUAAUGAUUUAACACAAUUAUCAGAUGCUCGAGGAGUUAUCGUAGAUCAAUGGGACACUGUGUAUGUAGCAGACUGUGACAAUCAUCGAAUCAUGUGUUGGCCCAAAGGAGCCACACAUGGAAAUAUACUUGUCUGUGGCAACGGGGAAGGAGAACAAGCAAAUCAGGUCAUUCGUCCUGCAGGUUUAUCAUUUGAUCGAUACGGCAAUCUCUAUGUAGUUGAUUGGGGCAAUCAUCGAGUACAAAGAUUCGACAUCGAUGCAAAUUCAUAA
Messenger RNA from Rotaria sp. Silwood1, 954 nucleotides. NCBI's taxonomy places the organism in Eukaryota, Metazoa, Rotifera, Eurotatoria, Philodinida, Philodinidae. The record is from the annotation of a GenBank genome assembly.